AGCCGGAGGAGCCCGAGCAGGGAGGAGAGCCCCCCAGAGAGCAACCGACGGCCGAGGCCAUGACCGGAAAGAUAUUUACUAGCGUAUCCGUGACUUUGAAUGCCRGUAUGUUCACUGCGCAGCAAAGAGAGGAAAUCACUAUGAUAUGUCCGAAUUUAAGAAGAGAAAGAAGUCGUGAUGUUGAUGGCUAUGAGAAACUGACAGGAGACUAUACAGAUAUUGAAAAACUGUAUCACUACUGCAAGGAUCUCAUUGCAUGCAAUGAGAAAAGCCACAGGUUUUCAUAUUCUGAAAUUAAGAGUGAUUUGGAAUGUGAGAACGGUCUGGAUGCUGAAAAACCGCUUUGUGUUCCGACCGCUCACUAUGAGUACUUUUGUCAUGCCUACAAAGGAAAAAUUGAAGAGCUAUGUUUUGGAGUGGGCAUAAAAAGUAAGAACAGUGAUAGURGAAACACUCAGAUAUGCUUCACUUGUGAUACAAACCCCACACGGAUACAGGCAGCUAAAGAAGCUUUUACCACUGCUUUUCUGAGAAGUACAAAAGAUCUGGAUCAGAAAAGAAUUCCCUUUAGAAACAGUAAUGAGGUAAAAGAAGCUAAAAUGAAAAUAAAUGCUAGGUUGCCUAAUCUUCUUGUCCAACAGGAAGGGAACAAAUUGUUACUCCGUGGUCCAACAAGUGAGAUUUCAGCUGCCCAAGAAUUUCUAGCGGAGGAAAGUGAGAAGAGCCAAACUGAAAAGAAUAUGCGUAUAUCAGCUGAACUUUACAAAUACAGGAAUGGAAUUGAAGUUGAUGCUUCUGAAUUUAAACUGUUGGAACCAAUAUUAAGUAAAGAAAUUGAAGACAUCAGUCAAAAUUUUGAUACUAUGGUGGAUAACGUUUCCCAUGGUCAGAAGAUGGUAAUUAGAUUUAAGCCUAGGACUUAUGCUUUUGAUAUGUCUUCACAUGCUACUGAAAGUUUCAUCAGUGCAUUUCAGGAUGCCUCUGCAAGGCUGAGAGAAAAAGGCAUCAGCUGGACACUUUCAGAAGAUAAUAAAAAAAGAGUAAACAUGGACAUUGAUGGAAAACAAUUGGAAAAUCUGCCUGUAAAGUUGAAGGAAGACAAAUUUGUUUCAGGAAAUUUACCAAACUAUCUUCAUGGUGCUGAAAACUGCAAUAUGAGUGUUCUUGACACAGAAGAGGCUGCGCAAGCUAGAAACAGAACAGUACUAGUUUCUGAUCCCAGGCCUCAAGAAGCUUCCAGGGUGUCCGAAAUGAAAUAUGAUAGGCAAAAGAGUAAACUUGCCUCCAAAGAAAAGAAAGCAGAGGAUGAAGAACAGGAAGAAGAAGUGUGCGUUAUUUGCAUGGGUAGCAUUGUCGAUAAAGAAGUACUGACCAAGUGCCGGCAUGCGUUUUGCAAAAGCUGCAUCCAGCAGGCAAUGAUGUACAAGAAAGUCUGUCCUCUUUGUAAUACCUGCUAUGGAGUAAUGCAAGGAGAUCAACCAGAAGGAAAGAUGACAUCUAAAAUAAUUCCGGGACAACUCCCUGGUUAUCCCACAUGUAAAACUAUUGAGAUUAGAUAUGACAUGCCAAGCGGUAUUCAAACUAACAGCCAUCCAAACCCUGGGAAACCUUAUAGUGGAACCAUUCGAACAGCAUAUUUACCUGACAAUAAGGAAGGUCAAGAAAUUCUGCAUCUCCUUAGAAAAGCCUUUGACCAAAAGUUGAUUUUCACUGUGGGGCAGUCGCGUUCUACUGGUUCAGAUGAUGUUAUCACGUGGAAUGAUAUUCACCAUAAAACACGAAAGGAUGGAGGGCCUACAAAGUUUGGUUAUCCUGAUCCUGAUUAUCUGAAGAGGGUCCGAUCAGAACUGAAAGCAAAAGGAAUUGAAUAAAGAAUCCUAUCAACUCUCUGCCUUCAAGUGUAAUAACAGAACAUACAGGAAAUCUACUGUUUCUUUGUAGAACUGCCAUAGGCAUUUGUGUUUCACAGUCAGCUAAAGAAAUGUGUUUUAAUCACAAGAUACAUUUUCUUCUUACAAAGCUUUUACUUACUUACAUCACGCUUUCUUGUGUAAGUAACUUGGAAAAUUUGAGUCUUCUGAGUGCAGCAUUAAUAUUUACUGUUUAUUAUUUCAUGAUUGAUCAAUUUUGAUUUACUAAAUGAUAGAACUUAAGAAAAUUAAACCUUUUCAAAUAUGGGCUAAAUUCAGCAAAAGCUUUGACUACAAAUGCAAUGCAGAAGAAGAUAUACUUAAAAUGUGCUUCAUCUUUUUCUGGCUAAAAUCCUUCAGAAGAUUCCUUUCUUUUAGAAAGGAAGUUAAACUUUUGCUUAACCUCAAAUUAAUUAGGUAAAAUCAAAUAUCAAAAUUGUAUCUUUUUCUCAUUUUUGAAUGAAUGAAUCUGAGGUUCACUCUCUACUACUGGCUUUUCUUUAAUUAAACAACUGUCACCAUAGAUAGGAUUGUAGCUGGAAGAAGUGUUUGUAGCUAGUAUCAGUAUCAGAAUGCUUCUUUUCCUUUUCAGAGAGAAUAUGUCAUUAAUGGUUUGGGUUUAAAACAUGGAAUUAGCAUGGAUAAUGUUGUAGGGAAUGUAGAUGCUGAUGGAUUUUUAACUCUGCAGGAAUACUUAAUGCUCAAAGCCUCACUGGAGCCGAGGGAUAUCAGUGCUUAAGAGCAGCUCUGAUAACAAGGCCCKAGUUCUGAAUUUUUCAUUGUAUUUUAGGCUUAAAUAUAACUUUUAAGUCAACUUUACAUGUAACAAUACUGUAUUCC
This is a messenger RNA of Nothoprocta perdicaria, 2750 nucleotides long. It is a transcript of the gene DTX3L, whose product is annotated as deltex E3 ubiquitin ligase 3L. Bases 60 to 1871 code for a protein of 603 amino acids. Gene Ontology annotation, biological process: protein ubiquitination; Notch signaling pathway. Lineage: Eukaryota; Metazoa; Chordata; Aves; Tinamiformes; Tinamidae. The record is from RefSeq and is a predicted model, not a curated record. The transcript has 4 exons.